This is a messenger RNA of Colletotrichum gloeosporioides, 3387 nucleotides long. Its product is annotated as putative transporter. The record is from RefSeq and is a predicted model, not a curated record. The transcript is spliced from 10 exons. Gene Ontology annotation, cellular component: fungal-type vacuole membrane. Gene Ontology annotation, molecular function: basic amino acid transmembrane transporter activity. NCBI's taxonomy places the organism in Eukaryota, Fungi, Ascomycota, Sordariomycetes, Glomerellales, Glomerellaceae. Gene Ontology annotation, biological process: basic amino acid transport; transmembrane transport. The coding region runs from base 1 to 3387 and encodes 1128 amino acids.
AUGUCGAAUCCCCGGCCCCACUCCGACGAAGAGGCCCGGGCCCCGGCCUCACCGCCGCCCCCGUACCCCGACGCAGACCCGGCCCCCCGCGAAGACCAGCCCCUCCUCCGCGACCCCGGCGCGGCCGUCACCUCCGGCGAAGCCUGGAAGCCCCCGCCAGGCUUCACCUGGAUCGAGCUGGCCAUCAUGUCCAACGUUUUCCUGUACGGCUUCGACGGGACCAUCACCGCCGCGACGUACGCCGUCAUCAGCUCCGAGUUCGACGCCGCCAACACCGCCUCGUGGCUGACGACGUCGUACCUCGUCACCAGCACCGCCUUCCAGCCCCUCUACGGCCGCUUCUCCGACAUCUUCGGACGACGCGUGUGUUUCUUCGUCAGCAGCGUCACGUUCGGGCUGGGCUGUCUCGGGUGCGGGCUGGCGCGGGACGUGGUGUUGUUGAAUUGCAUGAGAGCGCUGACGGGCUUUGGUGGUGGAGGGUUGAUGACAAUGGCAACAAUCGUCAACUCGGACAUGAUCCCCUUCCGCAAGCGCGGCAUGUACCAGGCCCUCCAAAACGGCAUGUUCGGCUUCGGCGCCGUGGCGGGCGCCUCCUUUGGCGGCUCUAUCGCCGACCACAUCGGCUGGCGCUGGUGUUUCCUCCUGCAGGUCCCUGUCUCUGUCCUGGCCCUCGUUCUCGGUGCGAUUGUGAUCAAGAACCCCGAGGGCGGCUUCGACAUCGACACGACUGACUUCAAGGCCAUCUGGACCCGCGUCGAUGUUUCCGGUGCGCUGUUGUUAGUCGUGGCUAUCUCGGUCCAGCUCGUCGGACUGAGCCUGGGCGGGAAUGAGUUGCCUUGGGGCAGUCCGAUCGUUAUUGGGACGCUGGUGGGAAGCGUGGUGCUGUUGGGCCUGUUCUUGGUCGUCGAGGCGAGAACGAGGGCUAUUCCUGUUAUCCCAUUGAGGAUGCUGAGGGGUCGGUUGCCGGUGUUGACGCAGAUUUCGAACGUUUGUGCUGGACUCGCUGCGUAUGCUUAUCUCUUCAUGCUGCCUCUUUUCUUCCAGGUCGUAUUGCUCGACUCUGCGACCAAGGCCGGUGCACGACUGGCCAUUCCAUCGCUCGCCACACCUCUCGGCGGCCUCGUUGCCGGGAUUGUAAUGUCACGUUGGGGCAAGCUCGUCUGGCUCGUUCGCACCGGAGCUUUCUUCAUGCUUUUCGGAAACGCCCUGGUGACGGCUCUGCAGUUUGAGGAUAGCAAUUGGAAGUACUUGGUCUACAUCUUCCCAGCGAAUCUUGGCCAGGGAAUUAUCUACCCCGCCAUCCUCUUUACGACACUAGCUUCGUUUGAUCACGCCGAUCACGCCGUGUCGGCAUCAACAGUCUACCUCGUCCGCUCCCUUGGCACCGUCUGGGGCGUGGCAAUCACCUCGGCCAUCGUCCAAACGACCCUGAGCGUCCGUCUGCCAGAUGCUCUCGGCGAUAUCCCUGACAAGUGGAGGCUCAUCGACGAGAUUCGUCACUCCGUGACAGCCCUCAAGACCCUCCCGGUGGAGGUGCGUCUCCCCGCUCGCAUGGUCUACUACGAAGGCAUCCAAUACGCGUUUGCUGCAUCCACCACGUUCGCAGCUAUCGCGCUAGUCGCGGCGCUGUUUGCCAGUCCCCGCGGUCUUCGGAGCACUCACAAUUGCUGCACUACGCUCAGGUUUGAGACGUUUUCAAAAGCUAAGAUGGCUUCAAAAGCCCCGGAGACCAGCGGCUCCGAGACUGACGUCAAUGUGCGCGAUGAGCUCCCUCCUUCCACCGGCGAGGUCCUAGGCUCUGUCGAACCACAUGUCUUCUCCAAUCCUAUACGUGCCGCACACUGGCAACAGGUCUACGAAACCGCGGCAUACGAGGGGAGACAUCGCUUCAAUGCGUCAUUGACAUGGUCGGCGGAAGAGGAGAGGCUUCUCAAGAAAAAGUUGGACUGGAGAAUCAUGACCUGGGUCUGGGUAAUGUUUUCCAGUCUCGAUUUAGUACGCAGGAACGUAAAUCGUGCAGUAUCCGACAACAUGCCCUCCGUAUCGAACACCUUUGCUAACCCUUCCACGUCCAGUGAUUAUAACACCGGUCAAACAAUCUACCUCGUCUGUUUCCUUGCCGCAGAACUGCCCGGUGGCCUGAUCAGCAAGAAAGUUGGACCCUUCAGAUACACUCCGACCAUCAUCACGAUGUUCGGUGCGCUGUGUGCCCUGCAGACGCUAAUGAACAGCCGAGCAAGCUUUUGGGCUUUCCGUGGACUUCUUGGUUUUGUACAAGGGGGCUUCAUUCCGGAGAUGGUGCUUUAUCUCUCGUACUUUUACAAGAACAACGAACUUCCCAUUCGUCUAAGUGUGUUUUACACAGUUAUUCCCAUCACACAGAUCUACGGUGCCCUCCUAGCGGCGGGGUUCCUCGCAAUGAGGGGUAUCAGAGGCUGGGCGGGUUGGCAAUGGCUUUUCCUCUUCGAAGGCCUCAUAUGCGUAAUCAUCGGUUCUAUAAGCUUCUUCGUCAUGCCUCCGUCUGUCUGCGAGCCCGCUCGCGCAUUCAGGCGCCCAGACGGAUCUAACAAGUGGUGGACAGAGCACGAGGAGGAGGUCCUCGUCAACCGUAUCCUCAGAGACGACCCUACGAAGGGUGACAUGAACAACCGAACAGCCGUAACUUUUCAAGGUCUCUGGUCAGCGCUGACGACCGUAGACUUGUGGCCCAUUUUUCUCGUUGGCCUCUUCGCCUGGAUUCCGUUCCAGCCGACAGCCAACUACCUGUCUCUCAUUCUUCGCGACAUGGGGUACUCAGUGUUCGAGUCCAACAUGCUUGCGAUACCAAGCUAUGCACUGUUCGCGAUCAAUGCAAGUAUAGUCCGACACAAAGUACCCAAGCACAAAACACUGAUACCUGAUGUUCAGGUCCUGAUCUUCGGUUGGUUAUCCGAGUACUUCAAAGAACGCUCCAUCAUAUCGUCCUGCAGCAAUAUCUGGAUGCUUCCUUUCUUCAUCGCACUUGUCGCUCUGCCCGAAUCGGCCAACCCCUGGGUCCGGUAUGCUUUGCUCACCGGGAUCAACUCGAUACCCUACACGCACUCCGUACUCGUCGGAAUGGCGAGUCGCAACUCACGUAGCGUGGGUACGAGAGCGGUCGCAACAGCUGUGUACAACAUGACGUAUCAGAUAGGCAGCAUAGCUGCUGUCAACAUCUAUCGUGACGAGGAUAAGCCGUACUAUUACACCGCCAACAAGGCUUUGAUUGGGCUUUGUGUAUUGAACAUUCUGCUAUUCAUCGGCAUGAAGCUGUAUUACAUUUGGCGUAAUCGUAUACUUGAGAGGAGAUAUGCAGAGGCUUCAGAGGCAGAAAAGCAGACGGCCAUCGAUAUGCGUUUUGCCCACUAG